Molecule: messenger RNA, 2067 nt
Organism: Olea europaea var. sylvestris
Lineage: Eukaryota; Viridiplantae; Streptophyta; Magnoliopsida; Lamiales; Oleaceae
Product: ATP-dependent DNA helicase pif1-like
Exons: 1
Coding region: 1-2067 (688 amino acids)
Biological process (GO): telomere maintenance; DNA repair
Molecular function (GO): DNA helicase activity
Source: RefSeq, a predicted model, not a curated record
AUGCUAACUGAAUUUUUUCGGAUGAAUGAAGUAAAUGAAUUUGCUCGAAUGCUAUUGUAUCGAGAUUUUCCAACACAUUUUGUGUGGAAUGCAACUGGAAAAACUUGGACUCCCAGAAAACAACACAUUGUUAUAGGGCGAAUCGUGACAGUUAAUCCAUCCGAAGGAGAACGAUAUUUCCUUCGUGUUCUUCUGAAUCAUAUUAAAGGUCCAACAUCAUAUGACAGUUUUAAAACUUUAAAUGGAGUAAUAGUCAAUACAUAUCAAGAAGCAGCACUUUUACAUGGUUUGUUAAAAGGAGACAACCAUUGUGAAGAAUGUCUAUCUGAAGCCAUUAUUUACAAAAUGCCCAGUUCUUUAAGACGUCUUUUUACUACACUUCUUAUACUUUGCAACCCUAAUCAUCCAAAGUUAUUGUGGGAUAGAUAUAAAGUCUAUAUGAUUGAUGAUUAUGUACAUCGAAACAUAUGUGUUAAAGAUGCUGAAAUACAAGCUUUGGAAGACAUCAAUUCUAUAUUAGAGUUGUCAGGAAAAAAUGUAAAUUAUUAUGGAAUAGUUUCAUUCUUUGUAAAUAUAGAUGAGACUCAAAGAUUGGCAAGAAUGAUUGCAGAGGAAACAAUGAAUUUUAAUAUUCAACGAGACUUUAAUUGUGUAGAGAAAUUCAAUAAAGAACAACGAUUUGCAUAUGAUAAAGUUAUGGAAAAAGUAAAAAAUGACUCAAGUGGUACUUUCUUCAUUGAUGGUCCAGGGGGAAUGGGGAAGACUUUUUUAUACAAAGCACUUCUAACUGCUGUAAGAGGUCAACAUUUCAUUGCUUUGGCAACAACGUCCUUUGGAGUCGUUGCGUCUCUAUUACCUGGAGGUCGCACAGCUCAUUCAAGAUUUAAAAUUCCUUUAGAAACAAUUGGUGAAGUGAAUUGCUCUGUUAGCAAGCAAUCAGCUUUAGGAAUAAUGUUGAAAAUGUCUAGGUUAAUAAUUUGGGAUGAAACGCCUAUGGUAAAUCGUUGCGCUAUUGAAGCUGUAGACAGAAUGCUUAGAGAUAUUACUGAUUGUAACUUGCCUUUCGGUGGGAAAGUGAUAGUUUUUGGAAGAGAUUUUCGACAAAUUCUUCCAGUGGUACCGAGAGGGAAAAAAGAUGAUGUAAUGAAAGCUAACUUGGUCUUUUCAGACCUAUGGCCUUCCUAUUUAUGUUUACCAUUGGUUGAGAAUAUGAGGGCAAAAUCAGAUCCUAUGUUCUACACUUACUUACUUAGAAUUGGAAAUGGAACAGAAGAAGAACAUACUUGUAAGUGUAUUAUGCUUCCGAAUAGUAUAAUUCUACCAUUUGAAGAUGAAAUCACAUCUUUAAAAAUUUUGAUACAUCAUGUUUUUCCAAAUAAACAGGCAUAUGUUGACAAUUUACAUAAUAUGAUAAAUAGAGUUAUUCUUACACCUACGAAUGAAUGUGUUGAUUAUAUUAACAAGAUUUUACUCGAACAAAUUCUCGGUGAUUUUUCCACAUACUAUAGUUUUGAUGAAGCAAUUGACAAAUCGGAACAAAGCUUGCACGAAGAUUUCUUGAAUACUUUGACACCAAAUGGUAUUCCACCGCAUGAAUUGAAACUUAAGGUAAAUUGUCCUGUAAUGUUAUUACGGAAUAUUAAUCCUUCCGAAGGAUUAUACAAUGGAACACGCCUUACUUGUCGAAAAUUUGAGAAAAACGUAAUUCUUGCUGAAAUUACAACUAGUGAGUAUUGUGGAAAAUAUGUUUUCUUACCAAGGAUCCCUUUUAUACCUCUUCAAAGUGAUCGAAACUCAAUUCAAUUUAAGAGAACUCAAUUUCCAAUUAGACCGUGUUUUGCAAUAACAAUAAAUAAAGCACAAGGUCAAACACUUGAUUUUGUCGGUCUAUAUCUUCCAGAACCAGUUUUCUGCCAUGGUCAGCUAUAUGUAGCAUUAUCAAGAGCAACAACGAGCACAUCUCUAAAAGUUUUAUUGAAACCAUCAAGCAUGGACAACUCACAUAAUACAUGUACUAAAAAUGUUGUGUACAAGGAAAUUCUUUCAUUUAUACAUUCAUAUACCUAA